Messenger RNA from Beta vulgaris subsp. vulgaris (sugar beet), 2440 nucleotides. Its product is annotated as ubiquitin domain-containing protein DSK2b. Gene Ontology annotation, molecular function: polyubiquitin modification-dependent protein binding. The transcript is spliced from 8 exons. The record is from RefSeq and is a predicted model, not a curated record. Gene Ontology annotation, cellular component: cytosol. Bases 315 to 1970 code for a protein of 551 amino acids. Lineage: Eukaryota; Viridiplantae; Streptophyta; Magnoliopsida; Caryophyllales; Amaranthaceae. Gene Ontology annotation, biological process: ubiquitin-dependent protein catabolic process.
ACAUUAACCUUGACAACUCCAAAGUCUAAACCCAAAUCUCCCUUUUUGUGAUUGGCUCAUCUCACUUUCUCUAUUUUUUUAUUUUUAUUCUUUCCCUCUCCCCUAAUAUAUUUAUUUCCUUGUUUAUUUUCAUUCACACUAUAUCAAAAUUAAAUAAAACAAAAUCCAUUCUUAUUAUUCUUAUUAUUACUAUUUCUUCGCUUUCUCAUAAAACUUCAUCUUUGCAAAAAUCCUCUUUUAUCUUAGGGUUAGGGUUUUCUUCUCUUCGAUCGAUCAACAAAUUUUCUUCGCGAGAGUUGAGGAGAGAGAAAGCCAUGGGAGCUGAAGGAGAUUCGAGCGAUACUACUACAACUGUUGCCGCUGCUGAAGUUUCCGUCAACAUUCGGUGCUCUAAUGGCUCUAAGUUUUCCGUGAAAACGACGCUUGAUUCCGAUGUCGGAGCUUUUAAAUCUCUUGUUGCGCAAAACUGCGAUGUUCCUGCCGAACAGCAGAGGUUGAUCUACAAAGGUCGUAUCCUUAAAGACGACCAAACCCUGGAAAGUUAUGGUUUGCAAGCGGAUCACACCAUCCACAUGGUUCGUGGUUUCGCGGCGUCUGCAGCGAUUGCUCCAUCUGGAACUGCAAGUGCUGUCGCCUCUGACACUGCUCCUGCUGCUACACCUGCUGCUGUCCCAACAGAAGGUGGUGGCUUAGGAACUGCUGGUCUUGGGGCUUCCUUAUUUCCUGGGCUUGGUCUGGGUGGUCUAGGUGGGACCGGUGCUUCUGGGUUACUUGGAGCUGGGCUUCCAGAUUUUGACCAGAUGCAGCAGCAACUCACCCAGAACCCAAAUAUGAUGAGAGAAAUAAUGAACAUGCCGGCCAUUCAGGGUCUGAUGAAUAAUCCAGACCUUAUGCGAAACCUGAUUAUGAGCAAUCCUCAAAUGCGUGAUAUAAUUGACCGGAAUCCAGAACUGGGACAUAUAUUAAACGAUCCUAGCAUUCUCAGGCAGACCUUGGAAACUGCAAGGAAUCCUGAGCUCAUGCGUGAGAUGAUGCGUAACACUGACCGAGCUAUGAGCAACAUUGAAUCCUCCCCUGAAGGUUUUAACAUGCUCAGACGUAUGUAUGAGAAUGUGCAGGAACCAUUUCUGAAUGCCACCACAAUGGGUGCGGAUACAGGAAAUAAUACUAGCUCCAACCCGUUGGCUGCUCUUUUGGGGAAUCAUGCUGCUAGUGGUGGACAAACAAGAGAUGCUUCCAACAACCCAUCAACAACUGGAUCUGAAUCCGCAACCCCAAACACUAAUCCACUUCCAAACCCCUGGGGUAACAGUGGAGGAGGCACCCAAACAAAUAGUGCUCCCAGGGUAAACCCCUCUGGUGAUGCAAGGCCACCACCUUUAGGUGGUUUAAGUAGCCUUCCUGAGAUGGAUCGCAUGUUUGGUGGAGUUCCAGAUGCAUCAGCGAUGAAUCAGUUAAUGCAAAACCCUGCAGUCUCUCAGAUGAUGCAAAGCAUGCUAUCCAACCCACAGUACAUGAAUCAGAUCCUUAAUAUGAGUCCUCAGCUGCGUGCUUUGACUGAUUCAAACCCUCAACUUCGAGAGAUGAUGCAAAACUCUGAUGUGCUUCGUCAGAUGACCUCUCCUGAGAUGAUGCAGCAAAUGCUAGCUGCACAGCAGUCUCUUCUAUCUGGAAUGAACCGUUCCCAGACGAACCAAGAUCAAUCGCCGAACGCGAAUGCAGGUGCUGCAGGAAAUGCAAACAAUAUGGGGCUGGAUAUGUUGAUGAAUAUGUUUGGUGGUCUUGGAGCCGGUGGCUUAACUACACCAGAAAAUUCAAAUGUACCACCUGAAGAACUGUAUGCAACUCAAUUGACCCAGCUCCAAGAAAUGGGUUUUUUUGACGCCCAGGAGAAUAUAAGGGCUCUGCAAGCUACUCGUGGUAAUGUCCAUGCUGCAGUGGAGCGACUAUUGGGAAAUAUGGGUCAGUGAUAUCAUGUUUCAGAGAAUUCCAUUUCAAACAGAGUUUGCCAAGGAACAGUCUUUUGUGGAUUCGGUAAAAUUGGUACACCCACAUUAGUGUCUCACUAAAGAUGGAAAACACAAGCUCGGAAGCUGAGAUUUGCAUUUCGGGCGUGUGAAUAAGCUAAAAAACAAAGUUACGCAAAUGUGAUAGAGUUGUGACUUCUGGAUAUAGGCUCGUAUCUUGCUCAAAAUUAGACUCUGCACUCUUCUUUGCCCUUUCCCCUCUCCUCCCAAAAAUCCUUGAAGCUUAUGUACAUACACAAUUUUAAUGGUUAUCUGUGGAAUGUUUGAUUUGAUUUUUUUGGGGCCUUAUGUAUUGUUCUUUUCAGAUUUAUAGCCAAUGAUGGACUUUUGAGACACCCAUGGUUCAUUAAAAUUGUGGCUCUAAUUUAGGGACUUCUUUUUUAUGAAAAGAAACAGUUUUAGGCGUUGGAUUA